Scheffersomyces coipomensis is the source of this 2499-nucleotide messenger RNA. Its product is annotated as polyadenylate-binding protein. Lineage: Eukaryota; Fungi; Ascomycota; Pichiomycetes; Serinales; Debaryomycetaceae. The coding region runs from base 315 to 2258 and encodes 647 amino acids. The transcript has a single exon. Gene Ontology annotation, cellular component: cytosol; ribonucleoprotein complex; nucleus. Gene Ontology annotation, molecular function: mRNA 3'-UTR binding; poly(U) RNA binding; poly(A) binding. The record is from RefSeq and is a predicted model, not a curated record.
UUAUGUGCAGGACGUGAUAAUUUUCCAAAAUUAUCAAACAUCAAAAAAAAAAAAUUUUUUUUCGAAAUGGGUCUAACCAGUUAUGUUUUUGAAUCAGAUCAAACAACUCCCACCCCUCCAACCCCUAAAACUAUAUUUUUAAAGGUUAUUUUGUUUUAAGAAAGGACUAGUUCUUAUUGAAAUAAAAUAUAUAAAAAACUCCCAAAAAAAAUAUAAAAAAAACAACCUCUUUUGUAUCUACAAAUAGGUCAAAUCAUAUUUAUAAAAUCUAAAAAAAAAUACCCCAACCCCCCCUCCAAAUCCUUCUUCCCAAGAUGUCUGCUGCUGACGCUAUUCAAGAAUCUUUAGAAAAGUUAAACAUUGAUUCUGCUGCUGCCCCAGCUACUGAAGAUGCUGCUGCUGCUCCUGUAGCCGCUGCCGCUGGUACUUCUGCUCCUGUUGAAGGUGAAGAACAAGGUGACGCUUCUGCUGUUGCUGAUAGUUCUGCUUCUUUAUAUGUUGGUGAAUUGAACUUAAACAUUAAUGAAGCCACUUUAUUUGAAAUCUUUUCUCCAAUCGGUCAAGUUUCAUCCAUUAGAGUUUGUCGUGAUGCUAUUUCUAAAAAAUCUUUAGGUUAUGCUUAUGUUAAUUAUCAUAAACUUGAUGAUGGUGAAAAAGCUAUUGAAGAUUUAAACUAUACUCUUAUUGAAGGUAGACCAUGUAGAAUUAUGUGGUCUCAAAGAGAUCCUUCUGCUAGAAGAACUGGUGAUGGUAAUAUCUUUAUUAAAAACUUACAUCCUGCUAUUGAUAAUAAAGCUUUACAUGAUACCUUUUCUGCUUUUGGUAAAAUCUUAUCUUGUAAGGUUGCCACUGAUGAUUUAGGUCAAUCUAAAUGUUUUGGUUUUGUUCAUUAUGAAACUGCUGAAGCUGCUGAAGCUGCCAUUGAAAAUGUUAACGGUAUGUUAUUAAAUGAUCGUGAAGUUUUCGUUGGUAAACAUAUCUCCAAAAAAGAUCGUGAAUCUAAAUUUGAAGAAAUGAAAGCUAACUUCACUAAUGUUUAUGUUAAAAACAUUGAUUUAGAAUUUUCUGAUGAAGAAUUUAAAACUUUAUUUGAAGCUUAUGGUAGAAUUAAUUCUAUUUAUUUAGAAAAAGAUAAUGAAGGUAAAUCUAAAGGUUUUGGUUUUGUUGAUUUCGCUGAACAUCAAUCUGCUUCUAAAGCUGUUGAUGAAUUAAAUGAUAAAGAAAUUAAUGGUCAAAAGAUUUAUGUUGGUAGAGCUCAAAAAAAGAGAGAAAGAAUUGAAGAAUUAAAAAAACAAUAUGAAUCAACUAGAUUAGAAAAAUUAUCUAAAUAUCAAGGUGUUAAUUUAUUUGUUAAGAAUUUAGAUGAAACUGUUGAUUCUGAAAAAUUAGAAGAAGAAUUUAAACCAUUUGGUUCAAUUACUUCUGCUAGAGUUAUGGUUGAUGAAGCUGGUAAAUCUAAGGGUUUUGGUUUUGUUUGUUUCUCAACUCCAGAAGAAGCUACCAAAGCCAUUACUGAAAUGAAUCAAAGAAUGUUUGUUGGUAAACCAUUAUAUGUUGCUUUAGCUCAAAGAAAAGAUGUUAGAAGAUCUCAAUUAGAACAACAAAUUCAAGCUAGAAAUCAAAUGAGAAUGCAAAAUGCUGCUGCUACCGGAGGUAUUCCAGGUCAAUUCAUUCCACCAAUGUUUUAUGGUCAACAAGGUUUUUUCCCUCCAAAUGGUAGAGGUAAUGCUCCAUUCCCAGGUCCAAAUCCUCAAAUGAUGAUGAGAAGAAAUCAACCAUUUGGUGGACCAGAACAAUGGGCUAGACCAGGACCAAAUGGUCAACCAGUUCCAGUUUAUGGAUUACCACCUCAAGGUUAUCCAGAUUUCAACAAUGGUCAACAACAACAACAAGUCCGUCAAAACAGAGGUGGAUAUUUCCCAAACAACCGUGGUCAACAACAACAACAACAACAACAAAAGGGUGGUAGACCACAAAGAGAUUUAGGUGCUAUUCUUGCAAGUGCUCCACCUGAUCAACAUAAAAGAAUUUUAGGUGAAGAAUUAUAUCCUAAGGUUGUUUCUACUGGUAAAGCUCAAGGUCCAGAAGCUGCUGGUAAAAUUACUGGUAUGAUGUUAGAUUUAGAUAAUCAAGAAAUCUUAGCUUUAUUAGAAGAUGAUGAAUUAUUUAACAGUCAUUUUGAAGAUGCUUUAACUGCUUUUGAAGAAUAUAAAAAAUCUGAAGCUGGUGCCGGAUCUGAAAUCCCAGCUUCUGAAUAAAUGGAUUAGCUAAUUCCAUUUAUUUUGAAAUUUUCUUUUUAAGAACAUAUGAUUAUAAAGGUUAAGAGGAAGACUUUAAUUAGUCUUUUUGUUUUUCUAAUACUUUAUCAAUCUAUUUUCUUGUGUAUUCUAUUUUUUUAACUUAUAUAAAUGUAAUAUUUUCCAUUCAAUUGGAAAGUAAGGGUUUAUGGAUUUAUUUUAUAUAUACAAACAUAUAAAAAUAGGAAAAAAAUUUGAAAAA